AUGGAUGGAAUCAAAAUUAAAGAUGAUACUUUAUCAUCAGCAUCAUCAUUGCCUAGAACGGUAUAUGCAAAUCAUCUUGUAGCCUAUUCUCCAGUUACAUUUUCAAAUGUCUAUGAAUGGUGUAAUAAUGAAAUUCAAACAUCAAUUUAUACAAUAUGGAAUUUUAUACCAAAAAUUCUAUAUGAACAAUUACAUUAUAUGUCAAAUAUAUUUUUUCUUUUUGUUGCUAUCAUUCAUUUAUUUGCUGAUGGUGCUACAUCAAUAUUUGCAAUUAUUGGACCAUUAUCAUUUGUUUUACUAGUAACAUUUUUAAAAGAUGCUAUUUAUGAUAUAAUGAGACAUCGUAGAGAUAAACAAGUUAAUGAAAGACAAUAUCCUGUUAUGUAUAUUGAUCAAGAUAAUCGAACAAUUCAAUGGAAAUCUGUUCAAUCUCAAAAUAUACGUGUAGGUGAUGUCAUUUUGUGUAAAACAGAUGAAGAAUUCCCAUGUGAUCUUAUUAUAUUAGCAACAAGUACUAAAGAUUGUUCAUGUCGUAUGACAACAGUUAAUUUAGACGGUGAAAGUGCAAUUAAAACACAUUAUUCUAUAUUAGAUACACAUAAUAUAUAUGAAAAUUUUUUUAAUGAUUCAAUACUAUUUACAUUCAAUGACCAAUUUGAUGAAAAAAUGAAAUCAUUAUAUAUCAAAGUUGAGUGUCAACAACCAAAUGAAGAUUUUACUAAUUUUGAAGGUCAUAUCACUUUAACUAAUGGUAAAAUGAAUCAACCAUUGAAACUAUCGAAUGUUUUAUUCAGAGGUGCUAAAUUGAAAAGUACACGAUGUAUUAUUGGUUUAGUUGUUUAUACUGGUCGUGAUACUAAACUAUUAUUGAAUUCAACACAACCUAGACGUAAAUAUAGUUCUCGUGAAAGUAAAGGAAAUCUAAUCCUUUUCACCUUUAUGCUUUUUAUGUCAGCUUUCUGUAUAAUCUUUUCUAUAAUGACACGUAACUGGUCUAUGAAUCAUUUAACAAAUCCAUUUAUUCCAAAAACAGAUUUCAAAUAUUGGUCACAAGUAAAAGGUGUAUUUCGUUUCUUAUUUAUUUUAAAUUAUUUAAUACCAAUAUCAUUAAUUAUUACAGUAGAACUUCAACAAAUUCUUGCAGCUUAUUUUGUAUCAUCUGAUAUAGAAUUAUAUGAUUAUGAACAAGAUAUUGGAACAAAAUCAAAUACUCCACAAUUAGUUGAUGAAUUAGGUCAAAUUAAAUAUUUAUUUAGUGAUAAAACUGGUACACUUACACAAAAUGAAAUGAUUUUGCAUACAAUGGCUGUAUUGAAUACAGACAAAGUUUAUGUAUUCACUGAUCAUUUUCAAAGUGUCAAUAGUAUUAAAGAUAAUACAAUAAAUGAUACACCAUAUAUUUGUAAAUCUGAAAUUAAUAGACUGAAAGAAAUUUCUAGAAAAAUAAAUAAAUUUGGAUGUAUAGGUAUUGUUUAUGAAAAGUUAAAUGAAUUAAAUAAUGAAAAUUAUGAAGAAAAUUUAGCAUUUAUAUCAUCAUCUGAUUCAGAAGAAAGUGAAGAGGAAGAAACAGACUAUAGAGAUGAAUUUACCAAGAAAAUGAAUGAAACUAUUAGGAUGAAAAAAAGUUAUAAUAAUAAACUAUCAAUUGAAUCUUCUUAUCAAUUGACAUCUAAUACACAAUUACCAAAUGAAUUGAUUAAAUGUUUAACAAUUUUAGCACUGUGUCAUACAGUAGAAACAAAUGGAAAUGAUGAUGAAAUACAAAAGUUUAAUGAUAAAAUUCCUCAAUAUUUGGAUAAGGAUAACUUUUAUCAGGCUACAUCUCCAGAUGAAAAAGCUUUAGUCAUUGGUGCAGCUAAACUUGGCAUUCGAUUUAUGGGUUCAUCAGUAAAUGAGAACAAUUCAUCUUCAAGAAUUUAUCGGUUAGAAUAUGAUAACGAUACAAGUAACAGUUCAGAUCAACCUUUAAUCAUGGAGUAUACAAUUGAUGCUGUCCUUGAAUUCGAUAGUGUUCGAAAACGUAUGACAGUUAUGGCAAAGCAUCCAGAUGGUACUUGUCAUAUUCAUUGUAAAGGAGCUGAAUCAAGUAUGUUUGAGAUAUGUCAGCUGUCUACCACACAAUCGCGUCGACUAGCCAAUAAACAUGUAACACAAUUUGCAAUGGAUGGACUACGUACUCUAGUUUAUGCAAGUCGCCAGGUAGAUUUAUCAGAAUAUCAAGAAUUAGUCAAUGAACUUCAACAAGCUAAUUGUCUAUUCGGUUAUGAGCGUAAAAAUGCACUGAAAAUAAUUUACUCAAAGAUUGAAAACAAUCUAAUACUACUCUGUGUGACUGGAGUUGAAGAUAAGCUUCAACCUGGAGCAGAAAAAUGCUUAAAAAAUCUUCGUGAAGCUGGAAUUCAAGUGUGGGUAUUAACUGGAGAUAAAGAAGAGACAGCAAUUACUGUUAGUCGAUCUGCCGGACACUUUGCACCACGUAUGAGUUUGGUUCGUUUGACGAAUUGUGAAGACUUUCAUAGUUUAGCUUAUAAACUGUUCAAUCAACUGGAAGAUUUAAAAGUUCGUCGAAGAGAAAGAGACUUGAAAAAUCGAAUUAAAAAUUAUUUUAAAAAGUCAAUAAAUUUAUUGAAGAGUAAAACCAACUCAGAUUAUUGUAAAAAAGAGUCUUCUCAUGAAAAGUAUUUAUUUGAUAAUGGUCUCAGACAGGUGUUCAGUGAAGCUGUUCACAAUCAGUAUGAUCAACCUCGUCACAGACAUUCACAAAGACCUGGUUCUUCAGGUGAACCUAUUGGACUUGUAAUAGAUGGUAAAAGUUUACGAUAUGCAUUACAUCCAUGCUUACAAACUGCAUUUUUGGAUUUAUGCCUACAUUUAAGUACAGUUCUAUGUUGUCGUAUGACACCACUUCAGAAAGCAUCUGUAGUUCAACUUGUACGUUCAGGUCUAGCAGAAACUGGAAAAUCACCGAUUACAGCUGCAAUAGGCGAUGGUGGUAAUGAUGUUGCAAUGUUGUUACAAGCCAAUAUUGGAAUCGGUAUAUAUGGUAAGGAAGGAAAAGAAGCAGUCCGUGCUUCAGACUAUGCUAUACCACAAUUCAAAUAUCUUCAACGGCUUCUGUUGGUUCAUGGACAUAGAUCUAAUUAUCGAAUAUGCAUAACAAUGAAUUUAUUCUAUUACAAAUGUGUCACUUUGAAUGUGUUUAGUGUUCGGUAUGUUGAACGGCACUUACCAGAUAACAUACUCAAUGAAUAUCCUUAUCUAUAUAGACUGCUUACUCAUCAAGCAAACUUGAAAUCAUGGUAUAUUUGGUUAUGGAUAUUCGAUGGAAUCUGGCAUGGAUGGGUAAUAUUCUAUGGGACCACUUAUAUACUUUCCGGUGGACAGUAUUUCUCUGAAGGUACAUUUUAUGAAUCACAAGGUAGCCUACAACAUUUAUUUGAUAUGAGCCUAUAUGGAUGCGCAACUUUUAUCUUUGUAUGGCUUUCAGUAACGGUGAGAAUUUUCAUUGUAACACGUGAUUACAAUAUUGUAGUAUUUGGUGGAUUUCUGGUUACCAUGAUAUUAAAUACCGGAAUAUUAAUGGCUUUACAGAGCACAACCACACUAGAUAACAUAAAUUUUCGAAGUUAUACAAAAUUAUCCAAAAGUCCAGCAUUCUGGUUUGCUAUGCCAAUUAUCCUAGGAACAGCUAAUCUACCAUCACUAUUAUGGAGGAUAAUAUCAGAUGCAUGGUGGAAUUUACAAAUUCAACUCAGUAAUAUACCACAGAAACAAGCCCGUCAAAGAUACCGUCGAUCACCAGCGGCAUGGAUACGUGCCUUGACAACUAGUUAUCUUGGAUAUUCAUCAGAAAAGAGUACUGAAAAGGAGCCUAUUUAG
Heterobilharzia americana is the source of this 3879-nucleotide messenger RNA. Lineage: Eukaryota; Metazoa; Platyhelminthes; Trematoda; Strigeidida; Schistosomatidae. The record is from the annotation of a GenBank genome assembly.